Molecule: messenger RNA, 1308 nt
Organism: Gekko japonicus
Lineage: Eukaryota; Metazoa; Chordata; Lepidosauria; Squamata; Gekkonidae
Gene: HRH3
Product: histamine receptor H3
Exons: 3
Coding region: 1-1308 (435 amino acids)
Biological process (GO): adenylate cyclase-activating adrenergic receptor signaling pathway
Cellular component (GO): membrane
Molecular function (GO): histamine receptor activity
Source: RefSeq, a predicted model, not a curated record
AUGGACAGCUCCUCGGUCGCCUGGCCGCUGAACGGCUCCGGCAGCCAGGAGAAGGCAGCCGGAGAGCUGGCCGGCCGGUUCUCCACGAUGUGGACUGUCGCCUUGGCCGUGCUGAUGGCACUGCUGAUCGUGGCCACGGUAGUGGGCAACGCGCUGGUCAUGCUGGCUUUCGUGGUGGACUCCAGCCUGCGGACUCAGAACAACUACUUCCUCCUCAACCUGGCCAUCUCAGAUUUCCUAGUAGGGGCCUUUUGCAUUCCGCUGUAUGUACCCUACGUCCUAACCGGGAAAUGGACCUUUGGGAGAAGCUUUUGCAAGCUCUGGCUGGUGAUGGAUUACCUGCUGUGCACCACUUCAGUCUUCAACAUUGUGCUGAUCAGCUACGACCGAUUCCUCUCUGUGACGAGAGCGGUCUCCUACAGAGCUCAGCAAGGGGACACCAGGCAAGCUGUGUUGAAGAUGACGAUGGUGUGGUUCCUGGCCUUCCUCCUCUAUGGACCCGCCAUUAUCAGCUGGGAAUACAUAUCCGGCGGAAGCAUCAUCCCCGACGGGGAAUGCUACGCGGAGUUUUUCUACAACUGGUAUUUCCUCAUCACGGCCUCCACGAUCGAGUUCUUCACCCCUUUCCUCAGUGUGAUGUUCUUCAACAUGAGCAUCUACCUGAACAUUCACAAGCGCACCAAAAUCCGGUUGGACGUGCUCCACGAGAACCAGAACCAGAACUUCACGGAGGAGAUGGAAAUGAGCCCAGAAACGAAGGUCUCCCUGAAAUGCUGUAAGUGGGAACAGACUAACCCAACGGAAACCUUGGAUGUGCCCAAAUGGGAUCUGCAAAACGAAAACGGCCAUGAGGAGGCGCAAGCGAAGCACUCCCAGACGUCCAGCACAGAGAGUUCUGGGCCUCCAGGCAACAAACUGAAACCUUUCUCCAAAAGGAGCUAUAAACAUUCUGCCUCUACCCUCUCCUUGGAGAAACGGAUGAAGGCGGUCUCCCAGAACAUGACGCAACGUGUCAGGCUGAGCCGGGACAAGAAAGUAGCCAAAUCGCUAGCUGUUAUCGUGGGCAUUUUUGGCCUCUGUUGGGCACCGUACACGCUCCUCAUGAUCAUCCGGGCGGCCUGCCACGGCCACUGCAUCCCCGAAUUCUGGUACGAGACUUCCUUCUGGCUCUUGUGGAUCAACUCCGCCAUCAACCCGGUCCUGUACCCACUGUGUCAUUACAGCUUCAGGAGGGCUUUCGUGAAACUCCUGUGCCCGAAGAAAUUAAAGAUUCAGCCCCACAGCUCUUUUCAAAAAUGCUGGAAGUGA